Messenger RNA from Cyphellophora attinorum, 1560 nucleotides. RefSeq lists its product as uncharacterized. The transcript has a single exon. Gene Ontology annotation, molecular function: protein kinase activity. The record is from RefSeq and is a predicted model, not a curated record. Gene Ontology annotation, biological process: protein phosphorylation. The coding region runs from base 1 to 1560 and encodes 519 amino acids. NCBI's taxonomy places the organism in Eukaryota, Fungi, Ascomycota, Eurotiomycetes, Chaetothyriales, Cyphellophoraceae.
AUGUCAGGCGCACCCACCACACCCCCGCACCACCCCACUCACAACGUCCACCUCACCGACCAACAGCUUGAAGCCAUCAUAUCAACCGUCCUCCCCUCCCACGCCAUCAUCAACGCCUCCGCCUUCACACACGGCCACUCCUUCAACAACAGAAUCUACUUCCUCGAUCUCACCGACUCCCUGCACACCAACACCAUCUCCCACGAGCUGGUCCUUCGUGUGUCCGGGCACUACUUCAACCACCGCAAAGUCGAGAAUGAAGUCGGCUGGCUUCUCCGCUUUCGGGAGUUCUGCCCCUCUGUGCCUGUUCCGGAGGUUGUAGCUUGGUCCACUGAUGGCGCGAAGAUCGAGACGCUUGAUCGUGGCUUCCUGAAGGUUACAGGUCGGAGGAAGAAGGUGCUUCAGGGUGUAAAGCAUGGCUGGGUAUUGCAGACGCGCUUACCCGGGCGGAGGCUCACUAUCGAGGACCUGGACGGCAUCCAUGGGGAUGCGAUCUUGAGACAGUUGGCAGAGCACAUGGCGACAUGGCGGACGGUGGAAAUGGGAUUGCCUUGGGGUACAGGAUCUUGGAGUUCUCCCGGUGGUGGAGGAGCGAGGAUAGGCAACCAGUGCCUUUUCACUGCAGCUCAUGGGAAGUCGCCGGGAAUUUUCUGGCGACCCAAGGACUCGCGGAUGGACCUGUGGCGCGGGUUUGUCACCGGCGGACUGCUUCUAACGCAUAGACAGGAUACUGGGCACGAGGGGUUGAGGACAUGGGCAGAGUACUAUCAAUUCGUGUUGGACGAUCAAAUUGCGCAUAUGAUGACUGCCGCUGAGCUGAGUGGCCUAAGAGCAAUGAUUGACGACAGGGUCACGGCUUUGCGAGAACGACUCGCACACCUGCCGUUUCUGGACAAUGCGUCCAACAUAAUGAAAUUCACCCACAUGGACUUCGCGCCCCGAAACAUCCUCAUCUCAACUGAUGACACCACAGCCUCCUCUCCGCCACAAGUGACGGGAAUCCUGGACUUCGAGUUCUCCGCCCUCCUUCCCGCACCCUCUGAGUUCCUCAACAGCCUGGUCAAUCAGUCCGGCGAUUGGCAAACGCGGCACUACAACGCCCUCCUGAGCCAUCUACGAGCCAUCGAGAAGACCUUGACGCCUGCACCUGGAGAUCCGAGCAUCACGCCGCGAUCGAUCUGCAUAUCUGUCAUGGAACCACCGGCGGCGCCUUGUAUAGAUCCGGACAGGUGUGAGUGCGAGUACCACAACUUUGAGAAAUUGAAGGUGCUGGAAGCGGUGGUUGCAAACGUGGCGCCGUGGUACAUCACGCAAGUAUCACACAUCGGCAAAGAGCGUGAGCUAGAAGCAGAGUGUGCGAAGGCGGCGAAUGUUGUGCUUGAUGGAGUGGAAAGGCUACUAGCAUUGCUCGCAGAGGGACUAGAUGAUGGCCAAAGCGAAGCUGGCUCUGCCCCCAGACGUGGGACAAGGGAAGCGACAACGUUGAGGAGCGAGACAACGGCAACUACGUCGGUGCCAACAACAGUAGUGAAUGGGCCGGAUCGAGCACGUCGAAGUUAG